CGACCAGGAAGCCCUGGCUGCCCAGCUCGCCGUGUGGAGGGAGUUUUCACACUGUCCCGGGUUGUCAGUCUGUCAGAGCGGUUGCCAUAGUUACUGGCGGGCUGUGCUGUGACAUGUCCGGCUACCAGCUGGAGGCCACGGAUGGCAGUGGAAGACACACUGUUCCUGCGGGGGAGACCGUCAUUGGAAGAGGACCCUUCCUGGGUAUUGCAGAUAAGAGAGUCUCCAGGAGCCAUGCUGUACUUGAGGUGGUGGAUGACAAGCUCCGCAUCAAAGGAAUGCACGUGAAUCCUUGCUUUUAUCAAGUCAGAGGCAAAAGCACAUUCGUACCUUUGGAAAUAAAUGAAUGGUGUUGGCUGCACUCUGGUGACUGCAUCUCUCUUCUGCCAGACAAAUACUCUUUUAGAGUCAUUGCAAAAGAUCCAUCAGAGGAGGCCACAUUAAGAAAUAGUCAAGGAGUUGAAGAAGAAAGUGAAUCAAAUGACAACUCCACCUGUUCCCCAAUAACCUCUUCACCAGGACAUGUGCCAUCAUCGCUAUCUGCGGCAAGCAACACGAGGACUGAUGGAAAGCUCCACAAUCAUGUGGCCUGUGCUGCAGAUGGAGAAUCGUCACAACCUGCACGGAGGAAACGUGUUCUUCCAAACUGGAUGUUGCAGGGAGAUCUUCCAGUUCAGGCUCUUCCUUCCCAUGUUAUUACAGCAGGGAAAAAGAAAAGAACUAUGACACAGAGGACUCAAAAAACAUCUUCCUCUAAAUCAAAAGAAGAGUACGUACCUGAGAAGAAACAACCAGAGGUCUCAUUUCCAACUACCUCUAGUAGUUUACCAAGAGCAGCCACUCCAGUCAACUUACAGAAAAGUCUUGUGGUAGACAAUGAGGAAGACUAUAAGAAAGAGGAGCACUGUGACUACACUCCUAAACUCUCAACCCCACCACCCAGCAACAGUUGUUCACCUGGAAGUCCAUCUACUUCAAACAAUAAGUCUUCAGUCGCUAAAGCAGAUAACAGUGACAACAUCAGUCUUAGUCCAACAUCAACGCAGAACUCCCAACAAGCCCCCAAAAAACGAGUUCCCUGCAUAUAUGGAGAGCAGUGCUACAGAAAAAACCCAACUCACUUCCAGGAAUUCAGUCACCCGGGAGACAGUGAUUACCACGACGUGGAGAAUGGGAGUCAAGAUGACAAUGAUGACAGGCCGGAGUGUCCUUACGGAACAGAUUGUUACAGGAAAAAUCCACAACACAAGCUGGAAUACAAGCACACUAGACCGCCAGGGAGAAAACUAAGGAAAAGAAAUCCUAAAAAAGCCAAAAGAAGUCUUUUGGAUGGUGACAGUGAUGAUGAUGGAGAAUCAAAUGAUUAUGAUUUAGAAGACAGCUUCAUUGAUGAUGAUGAAGAUGAGGAUUUUGACAUCACAGAUGAAGAUUCAGACUGGAUGCCCGAUUCAGGGGAUAAAGAUAGUGAAGAUGUGAAGGAGCUGUUAACGGAAGCAAAAAAAUUUAUGAGAAGGAAACGCUAAUUCCGACUUUUUUAUACACCUGUAUCAUUCUACAAUGUAAUAAUAGACUGCUUUCUUUUAUUUUCUGUUUUUAAAAAUGGAGAUCUAUUUUAUGCUUACACUCUAAAGAUAAAUUUAAAAUAAAAGCUCUUACUUUUCAAGUACUAUA
Molecule: messenger RNA, 1671 nt
Organism: Bufo bufo (common toad)
Lineage: Eukaryota; Metazoa; Chordata; Amphibia; Anura; Bufonidae
Gene: APLF
Product: aprataxin and PNKP like factor
Exons: 11
Coding region: 114-1523 (469 amino acids)
Biological process (GO): double-strand break repair
Cellular component (GO): site of double-strand break; nucleus
Molecular function (GO): 3'-5' exonuclease activity; DNA-(apurinic or apyrimidinic site) endonuclease activity; protein binding
Source: RefSeq, a predicted model, not a curated record